AUGUUCAAUGAAAUUUUUCAGACUGAAUCCUCCAAAGCUGGUCGUCAGAGUAAAGACAUGUGGAAACAAACUACACUCAUAGAUAUGUUUGAAAGAAGUUCAAGCUAUGAAGGGGGUCAAAAAACUAGCCAAAUAAAUCAAGCUUUGAUCUACAUGAUCUGCAAAGACAACAUGCCUCUAUCUUGUGUAGAAAAACCUGGAUUGAAAAGAUGUAUGAGUGUCGUUUGUCCACGCUAUAAGGUUCCAUCUCGAACUACUAUAACUGGCUUCAUGGAACAGCGAUAUGCCACUACCAAAGCCAUUUUAAAACAAAAAUUAAGUGAGAAAAAUAAUAUUGCUUUAACAAGUGACAUAUUAACUCUUACCAACUCGACACGAAGUUUCAUCGUAGUGACAGCGCAUUUCCCUAACACUGCAUAUAACUGCACUACUGAGCAUGAGAUGGUGACAUUGACAGGCGUUAAGCACAAAAAUGCACACACAGCUGAUUAUAUAAAAGAAUGCUUUGAAAAUAUUACCGAAGAGUUCACAAUAGAAAAGGAUUGCAUUUUAUCAAUCACCACUGACGGUGGUGCUAACAUGGUUGCUGCAGUGAAACAAUAUUUGGGAGAUGGAAAAAGAAUUCCUUGCAUGGCGCAUUUGCUGAAUUUAAUAGUGGAUGGGGCAACAAGAGAUAAUGGAUCAGUUCUACAAAUUGCCAAUCGUGUCAAAGCCAUCGUAACAUAUUUUAAACAAUUUGUAAAAUCUGUAAUGGACGAUUUACGAGCAGAGCAAGAGGGAAAAAAGAAAGAGGGAGAAGUGUUAACACUUACACAAUCAGUAAGCAUAAGGUGGAAUUCUUGUCUUGACAUGUUGGAAAGAUUUAAUACAUUAUCAGCUAUUGUGGCUAAGAUUUUGGCAACCAGGCGGAAUGCACCUGAUAUGAUAACUUCUUCAGAGUUAAGUGUCAUACGAGAUCUUAUAAUGUAA
Parnassius apollo (apollo) is the source of this 969-nucleotide messenger RNA. The record is from the annotation of a GenBank genome assembly. Lineage: Eukaryota; Metazoa; Arthropoda; Insecta; Lepidoptera; Papilionidae.